UAGAUGACCUACACUUAGACGGCGAUCUAGGGUGACGUAUAUCUAUAUCUCUAUCUUGCAGCUACGCGUGUAACCCAGCAGCAGCUAUAAAAGAACCUGGCUAUCUGGGGAGAAUUGUCGAUCAGAGUUGCCAUCGCUGUUGACGUAUCUACGCGCGUAUAGAAGGAAAGAAGUAUCGGUUGAAGGAAGGAAGGAUCGAAGGAAACCGAACACGAUGAGGGACUACAGCGGGUCGUAUGUUGCUGACACGCAGGAGGGAUUCAGGGAAUACUUGAAGAACGCGCGAGGUCUCAAUGACGCCAUGAUUGCUAAGAUUCUGAGUGAGAAGAUCCACAUGGAUGUGAAACAGGACGGUGACAAAAUUCAUCUGAAGACGUACACACCUGACAGAGUCAUCUUUGACAAUAGCUUCGUCGUCUGGAAGCCCUUCGAAUACACGCGCGAAACGACGGGAAAGCUGGUCCAGAUGUGUUUCAAGUGGGAGGGAGAAGACCUGAUGCAUGAGUCGGUGGAUAGCGACGGAACCAAGGAGAUUGUACAUCGUCAGAUGCUUCCUGACGGCUCGAUCAAGGCU
Molecule: messenger RNA, 574 nt
Organism: Priapulus caudatus
Lineage: Eukaryota; Metazoa; Priapulida; Priapulimorpha; Priapulimorphida; Priapulidae
Product: cellular retinoic acid-binding protein 1-like
Exons: 3
Source: RefSeq, a predicted model, not a curated record